AAAUCCUGGCUUUGAGACCUUGCAUGUGUGUGAUUGAUUCAGCAAUCCGAGAUGGCCGUUACAAAGAGGAUUUGCUCCGGGUCACCCAGGCAGGAGCAUGUGGACAUCCUGUUGUAGCUGGUUUUGCUUAGAACCCACCGCCACAGUGGAAGAAAACGUCAGCUCCUGGCGCCAGGCCUACACAAACUUGGGCUACAGCCAAUCCUUGACCUCUCCCGAACAUAUGUGCAAGGCCUGCGGAGGCCAAUUCGACACCAUCGCUAGGAAGCAUGUCUGCGUGGACUGCAAGAAGAACUUCUGCGGCCACUGCUCGGUGCAGCUGGAGCCGCCACGCCCGCGCCUCUGCCACACAUGUCAGCACUUUCACGGAACCCUAUUCGACCGCGCCCAGUUGAUGCGGCUCAAGGUGCGGGAGCUGCGCGACUACCUCCACCUGCAUGAGGUGCCCACCCAGACGUGUCGGGAAAAGGAGGAGCUGGUUGAGCUGGUCUUGGGCCAGCAGACCCCUAGCACCAGCACCAGCAGUGAGACCGUGUCCUCCCAGCCCAGGGCUCACAACAACGUCCCUUCCCCAGGCACACCAUCCCCUCCCCAGACACAGGGCCCUAUCAGCCCCGACACAUUGAGCCCAGAGCAGCCAGAACAAUCAGCCCCCGAGGCAGAGUCAGAGUCAGAGCAGAUAUCUGAUGACGAGGAGGAGGAGGAGGAGGAUGAAGAAGAGGAGGACGAGGGUGAAGAGUCAUCCGACAACAAGGAGACCCUGAUCCCCGGCCGCAGGGCCUCUCUGUCUGACCUGAGCUGCGUUGAGGACAUCGAGGGCCUGAGUGUGCGCCAGCUGAAGGAGAUCUUGGCCCGCAACUUUGUCAACUACAAGGGCUGCUGCGAGAAGUGGGAGCUGAUGGAGAGGGUCACCCGCCUCUACAACAACCAGAAGGACCUCCAGAACCAAGUUUCAAAUACAACAAGUAAAGAAGACCCUGCGGCUCCCAAGAGCCAGGAGGAGAACCUCUGUCGGAUCUGCAUGGACUCACCCAUUGACUGUGUUCUGCUGGAGUGCGGCCACAUGGUCACCUGCAGCAAGUGCAGCAAACGCAUGAGCGAGUGCCCCAUCUGUAGGCAGUACGUGAGCCCUUUCCACCGCCUGGGCCAGCAGAUGCAGGACCUCUUGGGCGAUGGCGGGAUCAAGAAGGAAGUGGUCCAACCUGGAGAAGGCCCACCAGUGCCAAGAGAUUCAUCUGUGUCAAUUAAUUUCUCAGGAUUUCUGGAGUACUCUGACCGACCGUUUGAGACCACCAGCUACCUGAAGUACCCUCGAAUGAUGAAGCUUGGAAGAGACGUGACUCUAUGUGGCCUGGAGCUGGGUAUUCUGACCAUGAGGAAGGGAGAGUUCUCUCGUUUUCUCUUCCUGCCUGCGUAUGCAUAUGGAGAGAUGGGCUGCCCUCCACUCAUCCCUCCUGUAGCCACUGUGCUCUACGAGGUGCAGGUCCUCGAUUUCCUUGACUCAGCCCAAGUGGAUGAGUUCUUCGCAAUGAGUUCGGAGGAGCAGAACACUGUUCCUCUGUCCACGCUCUUCAAUGUGGUCGACACAGAGCGCAGCUUUGGCAACCGCUGCUUCAACCAGAGUCGCUUCGAGGAUGCCAAAGAUCGCUACAAACAGGCGGUGACUCUGCUGGGGAAUCGGGAGAUGGAGGACAAGGAGGAGAAGAGGAGCAUCGCAGCGGUGCAGCUGCCCAUCUACCUCAACCUGUCCCUGACCCAACUCCGCCUGGACAGGCCCCUGAAAGCCCUGGAGUACGGCCACAAGGCCAUGGAGAUUGACCCCACCAACACCAAGGCCCUGUUCCGCUGUGGUCAGGCCUAUUUGGAGUUGUUUGACUAUGAGAAAGCCCAGGAUUACCUCACGAUGGCUCAGGCCAACAAACCAUUCGACAUCGACAUCAACAAUCUCUUGAGGAAGCUUGCCAUAUGCUACAAGGACUAUUUGGACAAAGAGAAAGAGCUGUGCUUCAAGAUGUGUGCAGACUUUGUGAAAAAGUGAUGGUGAUGGUGUAAGGAGAACUUAAAGUCAACACCGAAGACUCACACAAGCCUUACUACAUUAUGUAAAUAUAUUCACUUUGAUUUCAAGAGUUUCUGUUCAUUAUAUACCAACAUUUACAAAGCUAUUCUGUAUACUAAAUCCAACUGCAGUUGGGACACAGUGAAAUGUCUUAAUAAUGAAAAAUGUGUUUGUGUUCAUCUUGUUACAAUAUUUUCAAGGGCCAUUGUUGUUUAUUGAGAUAUAUUCACGAAGUAAAGCCUCUCCAAAACAUACCAUUGUCUUGUCUGAAUAAACAUAUUCUCCAGUGAUUCAA
Salvelinus sp. IW2-2015 is the source of this 2354-nucleotide messenger RNA. NCBI's taxonomy places the organism in Eukaryota, Metazoa, Chordata, Actinopteri, Salmoniformes, Salmonidae. The record is from RefSeq and is a predicted model, not a curated record.